This is a messenger RNA of Pseudomyrmex gracilis, 2452 nucleotides long. It is a transcript of the gene Hsp90, whose product is annotated as heat shock protein 83. Gene Ontology annotation, molecular function: ATP binding; ATP-dependent protein folding chaperone; ATP hydrolysis activity. Gene Ontology annotation, cellular component: protein-containing complex; cytosol; perinuclear region of cytoplasm. The record is from RefSeq and is a predicted model, not a curated record. NCBI's taxonomy places the organism in Eukaryota, Metazoa, Arthropoda, Insecta, Hymenoptera, Formicidae. Gene Ontology annotation, biological process: protein folding; cellular response to heat; protein stabilization. The transcript has 3 exons. Bases 225 to 2399 code for a protein of 724 amino acids.
GCGCCGGCGCCACCAUUGAAUAUUUGGUCUGGCGAUCCCCGUGCGAUAGAGCGGUGCUGCGACAACGCGCCAAGGUUUCUGCCCUACUGAGCGAAUUUUCACUGCGAUUUUACAAUUGUGUGUGCAUUCUUCUUCGUGUACUUGUCUCUCGUGUACUGGCGGUCGUGUGAGAUUUUAAUAUCGAACUGAGGUUAAAUAAUUACUGAAGAAAAAAAAAAGAAAAAAUGCCAGAGGACGUGAACAUGUCGGACGCCGGCGAGGUGGAGACCUUCGCCUUCCAGGCUGAAAUUGCUCAGCUUAUGAGCUUGAUUAUUAAUACGUUCUAUUCAAACAAGGAAAUUUUCAUCCGAGAACUGAUCUCCAACUCGUCUGAUGCCUUAGACAAGAUUCGUUAUGAGUCAUUGACUGAUCCAUCAAAGCUGGAUACCUGCAAAGAGCUCUUCAUCAAAAUCAUCCCCAACAAGAAUGAUCGCACGUUGACAAUUCUUGAUUCUGGCAUUGGAAUGACCAAGGCUGAUCUUGUAAAUAACUUGGGUACUAUUGCAAAAUCUGGAACGAAGGCGUUCAUGGAGGCUCUGCAGGCAGGCGCGGAUAUUUCCAUGAUUGGACAGUUCGGUGUGGGUUUCUACUCUGCAUACCUGGUCGCUGACAAGGUCGUCGUGAUUUCGAAGCACAAUGACGACGAACAAUACUUGUGGGAAUCUUCGGCCGGCGGCUCAUUCACAGUGCGUCCUGACAAUGGCGAGCCAAUUGGACGCGGUACCAAAAUCAUUUUGUACAUAAAGGAAGAUCAGACCGAAUAUCUGGAGGAGUCCAAGAUCAAGGAAAUUGUGAAAAAACAUUCUCAAUUUAUUGGCUAUCCCAUCAAGCUUGUCGUAGAAAAAGAGCGUGAUAAGGAACUGAGCGAAGAUGAAGAAGAGGAGCCUGCAAAGGAGGGUGAAAACGAAACCGAGGACGACAAGCCCAAGAUCGAGGAUGUUGGCGAGGACGAAGAUGAGGAUAAGCCGAAGGAUGAGAAAAAGAAGAAGAAGAAGACCAUUAAAGAGAAAUACACCGAGGAUGAGGAACUCAACAAAACAAAACCGAUCUGGACUAGAAAUCCUGAUGACAUUACGCAAGAAGAAUACGGCGAGUUCUAUAAGAGCCUGACAAAUGAUUGGGAAGAUCAUUUGGCCGUCAAGCAUUUCUCCGUGGAAGGUCAACUGGAAUUCAGGGCGCUGCUGUUUAUCCCGCGUCGCGCGCCUUUCGAUCUCUUUGAAAAUAAAAAGAGAAAGAACAACAUCAAAUUAUACGUGCGACGUGUAUUCAUUAUGGACAAUUGCGAGGACCUGAUUCCAGAAUAUCUGAACUUCAUUAAGGGUGUUGUAGACAGCGAGGAUCUACCGCUAAAUAUUUCUCGUGAGAUGUUGCAACAAAACAAGAUCCUAAAAGUCAUCAGAAAGAAUCUAGUCAAGAAAUGUUUGGAACUUUUCGAAGAAUUGUCAGAAGACAAAGAGAACUACAAAAAGUGUUACGAGCAGUUCAGCAAGAACUUGAAAUUAGGAAUUCACGAGGACAGCCAAAACAGGAAGAAGCUUUCGGAACUUCUCCGCUAUCAUACAUCCGCGUCCGGUGACGAGAUGUGCUCGUUGAAAGACUACGUAGGCAGAAUGAAGGAGAGCCAGAAGCACAUCUACUACAUCACUGGCGAAAGCAGGGAACAGGUUGCCAACAGCUCGUUCGUGGAGCGCGUAAAGAAGCGUGGCUUUGAGGUCGUCUACAUGACCGAACCUAUCGAUGAGUAUGUUGUGCAGCAACUGAAAGAGUUCGACGGAAAGCAACUGGUUUCUGUCACGAAGGAAGGUUUGGAAUUGCCGGAGGACGAGGAGGAGAAGAAGAAGCGUGAGGAGGAUAAGGCGAAAUUCGAAAAUCUCUGCAAAGUCAUGAAGGACAUCCUCGACAAAAAGGUGGAGAAGGUAGUCGUGUCCAACAGACUGGUGGACUCGCCCUGCUGUAUUGUAACAUCGCAGUACGGCUGGACCGCGAACAUGGAGAGGAUCAUGAAGGCGCAAGCUCUUCGCGACACAUCCACCAUGGGUUACAUGGCGGCCAAGAAACACUUGGAAAUCAAUCCUGAUCAUCCUAUCAUGGAGAACCUGAGGCAAAAGGCCGAGGCGGACAAACACGACAAAUCGGUCAAAGAUCUCGUUAUGUUGUUGUUCGAAACCGCUCUUCUGUCAUCCGGCUUCGGGCUCGAGGAUCCGCAGGUACACGCGUCACGUAUCUACAGAAUGAUCAAGCUCGGCCUAGGUUUUGAUGAUGAGGAUACGCCAAAUGCCGAGGAAGAGAAGAUGGACACUGAAGUGCCGACGUUAGAAGGUGACGCGGAGGAAGCGUCGAGGAUGGAAGAAGUAGAUUAAGCUUCUUCAUGUAAAAUAGUUUGUUUUAUUUUAUUUUAUUUUUUUUUUUUUUU